Molecule: messenger RNA, 1714 nt
Organism: Notolabrus celidotus (New Zealand spotty)
Lineage: Eukaryota; Metazoa; Chordata; Actinopteri; Labriformes; Labridae
Gene: snapc1b
Product: small nuclear RNA activating complex, polypeptide 1b
Exons: 10
Coding region: 190-1245 (351 amino acids)
Biological process (GO): snRNA transcription by RNA polymerase II; snRNA transcription by RNA polymerase III
Cellular component (GO): snRNA-activating protein complex
Molecular function (GO): sequence-specific DNA binding
Source: RefSeq, a predicted model, not a curated record
UGACGUACUCAUCCAUUGACGGUCGUUAUCGAGUCGUGUUUACUUUAUGGCUCCCCCCUGUUUUACACGUUUUUAGCCCAGAAAGAACUGCUAUCCUUUCAAAAUGUGGUUAUAAGUAAUACUAGAUAACUGAUUUUAAAUCCAUUUAUUUUACUUUUUCGUUGCCUGGUUUGGGAAAGCAGCAGUGAGAUGGAUAAAUCUCGAAAGUUGGUGAAAGCAGACUGUGAGGAGCUCCUGAACCGCCUCCAGAUAACGGAGUCUGUCCGUUUCGAGGUUUUCUCUAAGAUCUGGAGGGAAAUGAAGUUCUCCGAGAUAGUUCAUGGUAUUGAAGCGAAGCAUGAGAAGCGACAGUUUAGUCGCCUGCUUUUGGAGACAGCCUGCACCUUCUUCCUGCCUCCGUUCAGCUUCCAGAUCAGAGUGGGAGGUCUGUACCUGCUGUACAGCUUGUAUCGAUGUCAGACUGCCUCACCUCCAGCACAGAUCCGUCUGGCGCUGAGGGACUGGGAGGAUGUGAAGAAGUUAGAGAAGGACGCCCUGGAAGCCAAGCAUCUUGAUGUUGUUUACAUCCUCCAUCAGCUGAUGUUCCUCAAAGCUUUCCACUUCACUGCCAUGCCCACUCUGCUUACCUUCAAGAAGAAGAAGAAACCAGAGAAGUCUCCGUUGUGUGAAGCGUUCAUAGAGCGAGCGUCUCGUCCGCAGCAGCUCAUCAACAUCGAGCUGCUGGAGGAACUAUCAAACAUCCAUGAUCUCUAUGACAAGCUGAAGACCUCUGCCUCUCUGACAUCAGAAGAUGCAGCCACGCCCGUUAAUCUGAUGAAAAAACAUCUCGUUCCUCAUCUGCGCGGCACUGUAGUGGAUUUUUACAAAUGGCAGCAAAGAGAGGAUGGGACUGAUUUUGAGGAAGACAGCGGAGAGGGAACGUCUUCACAGCAGGAGUGCUCUGAACGGGCUGAUCGUCUGGCAGCCAUCAAAUCAAAAGCCUAUGGAGAGGCAGCAGAGGCCUGUAAGUCCCGACGCCAUCGCCAAGUGGAACUGGAUCUUACGAGUAACGAGACAGGACCCUCCACAUCGUCAGGUCACUCCAGAUCCAAAAAACUGUCACUUAAAUUCAGAACCAAUGAGAACUUACACAUCUCAGGUGACCUGUGGAAAGAAGCCACAUCAGCCACUCAGAUCAACCGCCUCACCACAGUGGACUUUGUUCCUGAAGAACAACCAAGAAAGAAGAAGAUAAAACCCACGUAGUGAUGAAGACAUCACAGGAUUUACCUGAUUGGAGCUGCUGUUCAAUAGUUUUUCAAAGUUUAGUUUGAAAUGUUGAGAAAAGUUGUGUGAUUGUAAGGAAUUCUCUUUCAUCUUUUAUCCUUCUGCAUCAAAGAAAAGUGAGAUUUUAUAUAUUUUUUUUUUUUAUAAAAAAGUAGAGUUUAAUUAACUCACUAAAUUGACUGUAAAAAGAACUGCUCUUUUUUUAACCUGUCUAUCAUUGAAGAUGAACCCUGCACCUCUCCUGUAUAGUCAGAGAAAUGUUACCAUUUGCCUAUAACAGUGAGGGAAGCACAGGAUGUGUCUUUAAGCUGUAUUAUGCACCUUGUGAUUAAGUUUAGACGUGUUAACAUGUUCUUUGUUCAGUUUAUGUCUUUACACAGGUUCUUCUGUGAAAUACUUCCCUUUAUGAAGUUCCAGUGUCUGUUUAUAAAACUGUUUUUAUAAUAAC